Molecule: messenger RNA, 1254 nt
Organism: Sclerotinia borealis F-4128
Lineage: Eukaryota; Fungi; Ascomycota; Leotiomycetes; Helotiales; Sclerotiniaceae
Source: the annotation of a GenBank genome assembly
AUGUCGGACCCAAAUGAGGGAAAAAACACACAAUCAUUCACACACUUUCGACCAUCACAGAAAUUGUACAGAACAAGGGGACCGCUAACCUACGAUUUUCCACAUCCAGGAGGUCGACAAAACACCACUUGGACACAUACUCCCAAUCUCACAGAGAGGAGUUACAGAAGGCUUGAUAAUAAGCAACUAGCUCUCGCCCAUGACCGCCCUCGCCUUCGACUUGAAGGUGACGCAGUUACUCCCCUCCCACAACCCAAGGACUACCUCUUGCCCUGGCAGAGAGAGCUGUUGGAGAGUCGUGUUCCUUACCAUCACCGACCAGAUCCCAUUCCUCGAGCCAAUCUGUUCUACCACUCCACGCUUCCAGAUGCUCAAGUUGAACUCUACGAUGAUUUCUCAACCUUCAUCCUCUUCGAUCAACUUCCCAAGGAAAUACGCAUUAAGAUCUGGAAAGCCGCUCUGCAAAUCCAGCAACGUCGAAAUGUCGUAGUAGAAAGAUUGGGAACUAUGUGGGCAUUUGACAUCAAGCAGCCUUUCUACUCGCCUGAGAUGUUGGACAUGCUCGGAAAUCCGAUAAACAGAUUCUUUUCAAAGUCAAAAACUCCAGCCGUAUUGCAAGCUAACUCAGAAAGCCGAGAAAUAUCCUUGCAUACUUACAUCCAACUAUUUCCAAACCGAUCUCUCUGUGCAAACCCUGUUUAUUUUAACCCCGAUUUCGAUUGCAUAACCAUUCGUUACAUGGAUUGCCUCGAUGGUGGCUGGUUCCUACGAUCAAUCUCUAAAGAACAGGCCAAGAUAUUCAACAAGAUUAAGAGUCUAGCAUUGUCCAGACGUGGAUCGAGGUUUCCGGCACAGGUGCAUAAUAGGGGGCUUAGUUGGAAGACUGCUCCACUUGGAUUCAUGCUCAAGUGGUUCCGAAGUCUGGACUCGUUAACUUUGUUCACUGAAUCUUUUCAGCAAGAAAAUGCACAUUUUACUGAGGGGUGUUUUGGGCGCCUAUUGCGACUACGCAGAGAUGCAGAGAGAGAUGCUGCUGAUAAGUUAUGCUUUGACAACAUAUUACUGUGGAUGAGGGAAAUGAAGUUGGAAGACCCUACCUUCAAGAUUCCAAAACUCAAUCGUCAGGAACUUCGCCAUAUCCCCAAAUCGCAACAUCAGAAUCCCUACAAUUACGAAGAUGGCGGGUGUGCCAAGGUUGACAGGGACGAUGUAAUCAAAUGUAUGGUAGUUGAAGAAGAUAAUCUGCGGCAUUGA